Ilex paraguariensis (yerba mate) is the source of this 591-nucleotide messenger RNA. Lineage: Eukaryota; Viridiplantae; Streptophyta; Magnoliopsida; Aquifoliales; Aquifoliaceae. The record is from the annotation of a GenBank genome assembly.
AUGGGCUAUAUAUUCUACAAUGGUCUUUGCCGCUGCUUCAUCUUAAUCAGUGCAUUUGGCCUCUCAUUCUUCACUCACUGGCCAUAUCUUCUAACUGGUCAGAAGGGCUUUGUAACUAUGGCUCUCUCUUGCUGGAUAUUCAUCUUCUACAUCGUCAAAAUGGGGAAGAAAUUUGCUCUGCAACAGUUCUGGUAUAAGGCCUCCAAGGCAGAGACUCUCUAUCUCUAUGCACUUUGUCUAUACAGGCGUUAUCAGAGAUCAGAGAAGCAGAACAGCAUCUCAAUAUCGUCUCUUCAUCUGCCAAACCAAAUAGCUUAUCAUCUGACCUUUAGUUGUCCAAGGAAGUCGAUUUAUUUUCCUUAUCUGAUAGCUUCCCUCUCUGACAACUUAGCAACCCCACAGCUCAACCACUGUUCCAGCUCGUCACCAAGCUUAAAACAGCUGCUGCUCGUGGCUCAUUCUGGAUCCUCUCAGCUCAACAUGGCUGCUGCUCAUGGCUUGCAUUGGUUCCUCAGCUGUCUCUCUCAGCUCAUAUCUUUCUUGAGGAAGCUGUUACUAUCACCUCAUUUAAAUCAUCUCGGCUGGAGCUAA